AGAUGUCAAUGAUUGUAUUAGGUAUAUCGAAAUGGAGUACUAAAGGUGUGUACACUUCAUUGGAAGAAUUUUUUUAUACAGCCGUCCGAACAAAAAUAUAAAUAUACAGAAAGAUGUAAAAUUUCACAGGCUUCCCGAAUAUGUCAUUACUUUUUAAAAAAUAUGUUCGUUUGGUAACAAUAUCCUCAAAAUACAGAGGGAGACUUAUUUUUGCCAGCGGUAUAGUACAAUUUCAUCAUAUUCUUUAGUGAUCAGUACCCUAUAUUAUAUAUAUCUACUUUCCUACUAUAAUCUACUGUUUCAUAAAGGAAUAAAAUAAUUUUCUUUCCACUUAUUUAAUUUUCUAUAAUAAGACCUUAAUCCCCCGUGGACCGUCUCAUGACUCGUCCUCAUUGUCUACUGUUUGUAGACCGGAUAAUCUAUCAUGCUCAGGAAGAAAAUGAAGUUCGAAAAAUAAAAAUAUGUGAGACGAGGAUGUAGGCCACGACAUGUUGCUCAUUUGUAUAAAGCCCGCUUUUCCAACCGAUCUCUAGAAAAAUGCGCUACUUGAGAUCCUUUUUUUUCUAUAAAGAAGCAAAAUCUGUCUUAAUAAAGCUCCAGAAGCAAUCAUAAAAGAACUUCAUCUCAUUCAAUAACCAUGGUCAAAGAAAAUAAUUUCUUGAUUGAUCGCAACAGAAAAUGUAUCUUCGAAAAACAUUUUAAUGAGUUAUUUCUAGCAAAAUAUAAAUCUCUCUCAAUAUAAUUCCGACAAAAUUCUAGUAUAUAUGAAUUCAUAGCAUUUGAUAGGUUAAACGAUUUCCUGUGUUUCAUAGGAUCCUAUAUGAUGCAGGGCUACCAAUUUAGUUUGCAUAUAGUCAAACGCUUUAAUUGAUGUACAUAAAAGUUCGUAUGUUAACUUACCAAAAUCUUAUGAACUCUUCUAAACUAAUUGUAUAAUCUAUCUUAUCGAAUUCUUAUCAGAAUCUUAUAAGAUUCUUAUAUUCCUUCUUAUAAGAAUCUUAUCAAUAUCUUGUGCAUUUCCAUCGACUGCCUUAUAUAAGAUUCUUAUAAGAUUUUUAUAAGAUUUCUAUAGAAUUGUCGUAAGUUCGGUCGCCUAGGGCGGUUAAAACCGCUUUUUUCCGGUCAGAAUUGAACAGACUAUGCCAGAAAUACGACAAAAUUUUGAUGAUUUGACCAUAAUUAUCCCAUGUGAUUCUGUGUUUUCACAGCCGGUCCUUCAUAUAUACUUCGUUACAUUCGUUACGCCGAUUUCAAACGUCUAAAUAAAUUUCUGAAUAAUAAACUGACUAUUGUACUGUAUUAUAUACUAUUAUGAAUAUGUUUUCUUUGUGUUUUUCUCUAGUGCGUCAAGUCGCUUUAAUUCAUCCAGUUGAUCUCACCUUGGUUUAAUUACAAAUAUCAAAUUUUCUCAAAACGAGCACGUCUUUUAAUUGUUUGAUACGAGAUAAGAGAGCAUACGAUUGUGUGACAACCUUAGCUUUACAAAAAUAUCGUGCUGUUUAUCCAAGGUAUAUAGCGGGUUCCGUGCGACAUCUGUCUUGCAUCUUAGAAAAAAUUGUUCAGCACCUCUCUUUGUCUCUCUGGUCAGUAUUCCUACCAUUCUUUUCUUUCAAUACCGUUCUUUCUUUCUCCUUUGCAUUAAGAUGUUGUGCGUAUAGACGUUUGAUUGGUCAAUUCAUAAAAUAGUAUUCCACAAUUUAGCUACGUUCCGUAUUUUCCAAACAGACAGACAGAACGCAAAAGUAUUUUUUGUAAUAAUAUUUAUAAUAUACCGUAGCGAGACUAAAGUUAAAGGAAUAUCGCUGCAACAACAUGAAAAGAUGCGGUAUUGACGUUAUUAUUUAUUUUCUGAAUCGCUAAUAUUAAAAUGGACACAGAUGAUCUGUCUAAAAGUUCGAGAAUUCGUCCGUUGAAAGAUGCCCUUCACAUUUUAUUCUUACUCUUAGUUAGUAAGCUUUUGAAAACUCUAUCAUUAUUCCUCACUUAUGAUAUUCUGAAAUCGGUUCAUGUUGUUCUGCUGUUAUUUAUAUGUUCUUUAAUUGCAUCUGUUUGCUUGUUAUUCAUACAAAAGCCGUUUACUCAAACAAAAAAAUUAUUUUUUGGAAAUAAUAAAUCAAAUAUUUAUCGUUUAAUCAGAUAUAGUCUAUUGUUGACAAUUAUUCGUUUAUUAUGGUUAUUUGGUUUAACAUUAUGUGGUCCAUUGCGAACUAUUUUAUUAUAUGAGCAUAGUGAUAUUGUGAUUCUAGCAUGUUUCACAUCUUUAUUUUCUACAACACAACAAAAAAAUACAUCGCGAAUGCGAGGAACCGUAUUUCUGUUACUAGCAAUUUUAGCCAUAUUUGCAUUUGAUAACGAUGACAUCAGACAAAAAGUAGGUAGUUUGAAUAAAGAGGUAUUAGAUCAUCCCGAAGGGAAUUUACAUCGUCAAAUAUUUAUCCAUUUAUUUUAUCGUUUUACAUCUCUAAUUGGAGUUGCUGAUCAUAAAGGUGGCGUUAUUCUGUUAAUUAUCGCUUUACUUUUACGUUGUACAACAAAUAACUUUAACAAAGAAUUGAUCUUAGAUAUCGGUGGUCCAAAACGUUUUCAUACAUUGACAAUGUGUAUAUCAACAAUCUUUCUCACACCAUUAUCUCUCAUUGUACUUAUCGCAAAUAAACUUGUACCUAAUUCAGCAGCAACACUAGUAGCUGAUGACGCAACAACAGUAUUUUCGUUGUCAAAUAAUAGUGGUAGUUGGGGGCUAUUUUCAUCUUACAUUAUACCAAUUAUUUUAAUAAGUAUAUUUUUAUUUGUAUUCGAUUUUUACAGUGAACAAAUAAGCUUAUCAAAAUUAGAUAAACCACGUACAUAUCGUUAUUCUACGUAUACUAUGAUUUUAGGUGCUCUCAUUAUUAAUGUAUUUUGGGGCGGAAAUAUAUCGACAAGCUAUAUUAAUUCAAUUUCAAAUGAAGUAUACCAACAACCUAGCGAACAUGCACUAUCCGGAGGUGUUGUAUUUGCCAUUGUCAUGUUAUUAUUCUCAACUGAUCUUCUAUCAUCUCCGUUAAAAACACAUUCAGGAGCAUUUAUCGGUUAUUCACCUCAAGGUACGCCAUUAUUUAACGCUGCUCAACGUUCGUCAUCACAAUCGCUCGUGACAACAUUGAAAUUGGGAUUACGCGAAAUAUUAGCACAAUCAGAUUCAAGAAAAAUAUUUUAUUUUCUAUGCAUCAAUUUAAUGUUUACAUUUGUGGAAUUAUUGUAUGGAGCAUGGACAAAUAGUUUAGGUUUAAUAUCGGAUGGAUUUCACAUGUUAUUUGAUUGUACGGCACUUGUCAUGGGUUUAUAUGCGGCAUUGAUGACAAGAUGGAAACCAACACGCGUAUUCUCAUACGGCUAUGGAAGAGUAGAAGUAUUAUCGGGUUUUGUUAAUGGUUUAUUUUUAGUUGUUGUCGCAUUUUUUGUAUUUUAUGAGGCAGUUGGCAGAAUAUUUGAACCACCUACGAUCAAUACUGAUCGUUUAUUGGCCGUAGCGGUUGCCGGUUUUGCUGUGAACAUGAUUGGAUUAUUUUCAUUUAGCCAUGCUCACUCACAUGGCGGGGGAGGCAGUAGUCAUGCACAUAGUGGUGGUGGAAGUCAUUCGCAUAACCAGUCUGUUGAUCAUUCACAUUCACAUUCACAUUCACACAGUCACGAUCACAGUCAUUCCCAUGCUGAAAAAUCUCAUGAUCAUAGCCAUUCGUUAACAAAUAAUGCUAAUAUGAAAGGUGUAUUUCUUCACGUACUCGCUGAUACAUUGGGUAGUGUUGGUGUCAUUAUUUCAUCAUUAUUAAUUCAAUAUUUUGGGUGGUACAUAAGUGAUCCCCUUUGUUCAUUAUUUAUUGCCAUUAUGAUAUUUCUCUCCGUAUUACCAUUGUUGAAAGAUUCGGCGAUGACACUAUUGCUACAAACGCCAUCGGAUAUCCAAAUAAUGUUAGAUAAAAUUCUCCGUAUAGAAAACGUUCAAUCAAUUUCGAAUGAACAUUUUUGGGCAUUGUCAUCAUCACAAACAAUUGGAACUAUUCACAUUCAAAUAACAAAUGAAGGAGACGAACAAAAGAUAACAUCACAAGCUCAAACAAUCUUAAAAGAAAAUCAAAUAACAAAUAUUGCCAUACAAAUCGAAAAACAAGCGUUUUUCAAUCAUUUGCAGGGUUUAAAUUCAGCACUCGGACAAUUAUCAAACUCUCAACGAACAUUUACAUAUAACCAACAACAAAAAUAUCAAAUAUAA
This is a messenger RNA of Didymodactylos carnosus, 4252 nucleotides long. The record is from the annotation of a GenBank genome assembly. Lineage: Eukaryota; Metazoa; Rotifera; Eurotatoria; Philodinida; Philodinidae.